GUAAAAUAACACUAAAAAUGUCAUUCUAGAAAACUAUAUUGAUGUGAUCAAUAUGCUAUGCAUAAAAUAAAUAUAACCUAAUAAUUCUGUUUGUGCGGUUUAAUGAAUGUUUUAGACUACCGCCUGUCACAUGAUGCGGAUCGCGAAUGACUUCACGCUCUGUCAUGGCUGCACGAGACAUAAACAUGCCAGAGGUUCUGUAGUUCAGAGCAUUAAACCAGUGCGAUGAUUAAAGCAGCGGCCAUAACAAAUCAUUCUGACUUUAGGUCCGCCAUAUGAACUCGGCUGGUCGGUGUUUUGUGCGGCAGGUGAAGUGAUAGCUGAGUUGUAUAUCAUAGGAAGGAUCCGAGCAUGCAGACUGAAGCCGUGCUGGAGCAUCACGGCGGCUCACAGAGUUCCUGCAGGACGGGCUCCAAAUCCUGGCAAUACAGUGAUCUGAUGGAAAAGGUGGAUGGGUAUUUGAUGAAGUACACCAAUCUUGUGACUGGAUGGCAGUAUCGAUAUUUUGUGCUCAACAAUGAGGCAGGACUGCUGGAAUAUUUUGUGAAUGAGCAGUCCAGGAAUCAGAAGCCCAGGGGCUCGCUGCCAUUAGCUGGUGCGGUGAUUUCCCCCAGCGAUGAAGAUUCACACACGUUCACUGUCAAUGCCAUCAGCGGAGAGCAAUACAAACUUAGAGCCUCAGAUGCAAAGGAGCGACAGCACUGGGUCAGCCGACUGCAGAUCUGUGCGCAGCACCACACGGAGGCGCUGGGCAAAUUAUCCGUAAUCCCACAGACAAACCCACCACUUCAGACUCGCAGUCUCUCCAUGGCGUCUCAGGGCAGUGGCAGCUCUCCAGGAUCUCAACACAGGGUCAACCAGAACUCAAACGCCCUGUUGGGCCUGUCCCAGCUGCAGCGCAGCUCAUCUCUUUACUCCAGCAGAAAGUCGCUGCUGCCUGAUCACUUGCUGGAGGCCAGAGAGAUGAUGAGCCAGGCGCAGGGCCAGCACAGAUACCUGAUCCAGAGUAUUGAGGGUCUGCCCUCCUCCCAGGGACCCUCUCCCUUGGACCAAGACUUGCUGCUGCUGAAAGCCACCUCUUUGGCUACCAUGACCUGCCUCAGCGACUGCCUGCAUAUCCUGCAGCUCCAACAAGUGGCUCGGCAGAAAGCUCCUCUUGCUGGCCCUGCCCUCGAGUGGCUGGAACCAAAACUUCCUGACAUCCUGAAGAAUGGAGGGACGCUACCCAGCAUUACCAGAGAUGAUGGUAAAACAGAGGGAACCGUUCUGGAACCUUUAGAAAUGGACUCCUGUGAUAUUGCUAGGGAGCAGGAGGAGAUUGAUGCCACACAAGAGGUAGAUGAUUCAGCUCCGGCCGAGGAGGAGGAACUGGGUGCUGUCGAAGAGGAGCGCAGCAUCAUUCUGCACCUCCUCUCUCAGCUCAAACUGGGCAUGGACCUCACCAGGGUGGUCCUGCCUACUUUCAUUCUGGAGAAGCGCUCCCUGUUGGAAAUGUAUGCAGACUUCAUGUCCCAUCCGGACCUUUUUGUCGCCAUCACUGAUGGCUCCAGCCCAAUGGACCGCAUGGUCCGAUUUGUGGAGUAUUACCUCACUUCCUUCCACGAAGGUCGCAAAGGUGCCAUUGCCAGGAAGCCCUACAACCCCAUCAUCGGAGAGACCUUCCACUGCUCUUGGAAAGUACCCAAGGCGACGACACCUCCAACAGCGGUUUCGAAAGAAGGGACCUCAUGCGCGUCAGACUGCUACAAUGUCCGCUUCGUGGCUGAGCAGGUUUCCCAUCAUCCACCUGUGUCGGGCUUCUAUGCAGAAUGCCAGGAGAGACAGAUGUGUGUCAACACGCAUGUGUGGACCAAGAGCAAGUUCAUGGGCAUGUCCAUUGGCGUCUCUAUGAUCGGAGAAGGUUAUCUACACCUAUUGGAGCACGGUGAAGAAUACACCUUCAGUCUGCCCUCUGCUUAUGCCCGCUCUAUCCUCACUGUGCCCUGGGUGGAACUGGGAGGAAAGGUCAAUGUCAACUGCACCACGACAGGCUACUCUGCAAUCAUCACCUUCCAGACAAAGCCUUUCUAUGGGGGCAAGCUGCACAGAGUGAAUGCGGAGGUCAAACACAACCCCACCAACUCCGUGGUGUGCCGAGUACAGGGUGAGUGGAACGGCGUGCUGGAGUUUACCUACACCAGCGGGGAGACACGUGUCCUAGACGUUAACAAACUCCCAGUCACCAGUAAAAGAGUACGGCCCAAUGAGCUGCAAGGACCCUAUGAAUCUAGGCGACUGUGGCAGCGUGUGACGGAGUCUCUGAAGGAAAGGGAUAUGGAUAAAGCCACGGAACAGAAGCGUUUCCUGGAGGAAAGGCAGAGGAAAGAGGAGAGGCAUCGCGCAGAGACACAGACAGCAUGGAGGACCAAAUACUUUGAGCGCAAAGGUGAAGGCUGGGUGUAUUACCAACCACUGUGGAAAACGGCGGCCCAUAGCUCUUUCCCAGUCUCCCCUCCAGAAAACCCAUAACCUCUGACCUUUUAAGACCUGAGUCCAGGCAUUGUACAGCAUCCCGCUGCAGUAAACCUCUGCUCCGGUGUUCCCUCUCUCACUGAUGAAGACAUACACUCUCCUUUGUAUGAUUCCUGAAACAUAUCUUCAGUUUGAGUGUUUGUAACACGCUUUGUGGACUUGCGGGUUUGCACUCUGAUGUUCAUAUUUUGCAUCCCUCGGUGGUAAGAUUUUUGUAGAACUACACAGUGAAUGAUUUAUUCAAUCUGCACACAGAUAUUGUUUGUUGAUGUUGCCUUAACGAGUGUCGUAUGUAACGAGGGCUGAGUACAGUGUGACAGUUCUUAACGUGGGAUUGUGUUUGAGGUGAACUUCUUAAUCUAACCAUACUGUGGUGUUGACCACGGUACGGUCAAAGUUUUCUGAUUCUUUUAAAAUCGUACUGACUUAUCAUGAUUUAUAUGGUAUCAAAUGAAAUGCAGGAUUAGGGGAGCUCAUUCAAGAAGGUGGGGUUCAAAAGGACAGACAGCUAGCUGCGUUGAUAACUGGUGAGAUGCAAGUUGUUAUUGCUUAGCAAGACGCAGCUGGAGUCCUGAUGAGAGAGAAAGCGUUGGCUUGGCUUUCGUAUUAUGCUGUCUUUUUCUCGUUCUCGCACUGGUAAAUGAAGCUGGCAGGCGCUAUACACAAAAUCUGGGCCAGAUGGAAGUGUUUGGGUUGAGGCCUGCUCUUCUGUUUCUGCUUGAUGUUCAGUGAACAAUUACAUUGGCUUUAGUUGCAGAGAGAUUUUAAAGGGAUAUUCAACCCCCCCAAAAUUCUGUCCUCAC
Molecule: messenger RNA, 3314 nt
Organism: Sinocyclocheilus rhinocerous
Lineage: Eukaryota; Metazoa; Chordata; Actinopteri; Cypriniformes; Cyprinidae
Product: oxysterol-binding protein-related protein 11-like
Exons: 13
Coding region: 352-2508 (718 amino acids)
Cellular component (GO): Golgi apparatus; membrane; cytosol
Molecular function (GO): sterol binding
Source: RefSeq, a predicted model, not a curated record